Mandrillus leucophaeus (drill) is the source of this 1776-nucleotide messenger RNA. RefSeq names its product ankyrin repeat and SOCS box containing 5 (gene ASB5). Gene Ontology annotation, biological process: protein ubiquitination; intracellular signal transduction; positive regulation of protein catabolic process. The record is from RefSeq and is a predicted model, not a curated record. Bases 93 to 1082 code for a protein of 329 amino acids. Gene Ontology annotation, molecular function: protein binding. NCBI's taxonomy places the organism in Eukaryota, Metazoa, Chordata, Mammalia, Primates, Cercopithecidae. The transcript has 10 exons.
CAGGACCAGCUGUUCAGGAGCAUCCCGGACGAGAGCCAGGCACAUUUGAGACUUGGAUCCAACUAAAGACAGCCACAGAUUCUUCUGCAGCAAUGUCGGUGUUGGAAGAAAAUCGGCCAUUUGCUCAACAAUUAUCCAAUGUCUACUUUACAAUACUUUCGCUGUUCUGUUUUAAGCUUUUUGUGAAAAUCAGCCUUGCCAUCCUCAGUCAUUUCUACAUUGUGAAAGGCAACCGCAAGGAAGCGGCAAGGAUAGCAGCUGAAUUUUAUGGAGUAACCCAAGGACAAGGUAUGUGGGUGGAUCGUGAGCCCCUACACCGCAGAGGAAGCCAAUUGCGCCUUCUUGCUCUGAGAACAUUAUUAUCACAGGGUUAUAAUGUAAAUGCAGUAACCUUAGACCAUGUCACCCCAUUGCACGAAGCCUGCCUCGGAGAUCACGUGGCAUGCGCCAGAACUCUGCUGGAAGCAGGAGCUAAUGUAAAUGCAAUCACGAUAGAUGGCGUGACUCCGUUAUUCAACGCAUGCUCCCAAGGCAGUCCAAGCUGUGCAGAGCUGCUUCUGGAGUAUGGCGCCAAAGCCCAGCUGGAGUCCUGUCUUCCAUCCCCCACGCAUGAGGCUGCCAGUAAAGGUCACCAUGAAUGUCUUGACAUCCUGAUAUCCUGGGGCAUAGACGUUGACCAAGACAUUCCUCAUUUGGGAACUCCUCUCUAUGUAGCUUGUAUGUCACAGCAAUUCCAUUGCAUCUGGAAACUUCUUUAUGCUGGUGCUGAUGUACAGAAAGGCAAAUAUUGGGAUACUCCAUUACAUGCUGCUGCCCAACAAUUCAGUACAGAAAUUGUAAACUUACUGCUAGAAUUUGGAGCAGAUACCAAUGCCAAAAAUACAGAGCUUCUGCGACCUAUAGAUGUAGCUACGUCCAGCAGCAUGGUGGAAAGAAUACUGCUUCAACAUGAAGCUACCCCAAGAUCUCUUUACCAACUUUGCCGACUCUGUAUCCGAAGUUACAUAGGAAAACCAAGAUUGCACCUUAUCCCACAGCUCCAGCUGCCAACAUUACUGAAGAAUUUCUUGCAGUAUCGAUAAAACAGUAAAAUAAUUCUAAAUACCUUGAAAAAUCAAAAUUUCUAUUUCUUUUGCUUAAGGAAUAGUUCAUAUUAAAAUAUGCUAAAGAUAGGGUAAAAGUGAGUAUGAGAGCAGCCAGGGAAGCAGUAAAGUAUCAAUUUUCUUUUUAAGUGUACUAGUUAGUACUAUUGUUUUAUCAUUGAUGCUGUCUUUGGAUUAUAGCAUAUUUAUAAUAUCUAUUUUUUGUUAUUUCAACAUACCUUCUUAUUGAUUUAGGAAAAAAAUAAUAAAGUCUCUAUCAUAUGUUUUCUUUCAGAUUGGAAAGAAAUAAAACUCUUAGUAAAGUUAUUCAUAUUAUAUUUAUAAAGGUCUAUAUUCUUCAACUAAUGGGUUAACUUUUUAAUUUUGGCUAUUGUAAUUGGCUAACUUGUUAUUGAUAUUGACAUAAAAUAUGAGUAUGGCUUAGCAAAGAGCAACUCAUAUGCUUUCUGAAACCAAGAUGAUGCUCGUUCAGGAAAUCCACUAUGUUGAAUGUCCACUGGUCAUUAGAAUGACCACUUCAUAAAGAUAAAUUGCCCACUGCCUUGCCCCCAGCAAAGGACUCACAAGUCACUUCUUUUCUCCAUAGUACAUGGACCUGUUACAGAAAAGUAAUAGGAUGAAAGGUCAAUACUGCCCUCUCACCCUGAGAUAUUUAGAACAUUACACACCUUCU